AUGUCGACUCCUCGUGGUGCCCAAAUAGCUGCUCGCCUGCUCCGUCGAGGCUCCAGAUCCUUGACUACGAAUACCUCGCCUUUCCGACAUAGACUGCCUCGGUCGAACGCUGCGAGCAACAGCCAGAUUACAAGUGCAAGUUUACAUACCCGUUCGCGACACCAUGCGCAGGCUACGGCUCGUCAAGAGCAGGUUGUAUGGGAGCCUGCCGAACCAUCCAACCCUGCCAUGGCAUUCCCUUGCCUCGAUGCCCAAGAACAGAAGACAGCUGCGUUGCAGAGUAGGUCUCUUGAAUCAGGGCCAGAGCCUUCCUAUACAAGCGGUACACACAUGCUCUUUCACAGCCCCACGCCAUUACUAUUGGACUGGGGUGGCAUUCUACCAGAAUUCGAUAUCGCACAUGAAACAUGGGGCACUUUAAAUGCAGACAAGACCAACGCCAUUUUGUUGCAUACUGGCUUGUCAGCAUCUAGCCAUGCGCACAGCACCGAAACAAACCCGAAGCCAGGCUGGUGGGAAAAGUUCAUUGGGCCCGGGGCUCCAGUUGACACUGACAAGUAUUUUGUUAUUUGCACCAAUGUGAUAGGAGGAUGCUUUGGCUCGACGGGGCCUUCAUCGAUUGAUCCUUCUGACGGUCAGAGAUAUGCAACCAGAUUUCCCAUCUUGACCAUGGACGACAUGGUGCGGGCACAAGCAAGAUUGUUGGACGGUUUAGGAAUCAAGAAGCUCUAUGCAAGUGUUGGUGCAAGUAUGGGGGGCAUGCAAAGUUUGGCUUUUGGCGUGCACUUUCCCGAUAGGGUAGGGAAGAUUGUCAGUAUUUCUGGGUGUGCUAGAAGUCAUCCGUACAGCAUCGCCAUGAGGCAUACCCAACGACAGGUCUUGAUGAUGGACCCCAAAUGGAACAGGGGAUUCUACUACGACAGUAUUCCGCCCCAUUCUGGAAUGAAACUUGCUCGUGAGAUAGCCACGGUCACCUAUCGAAGUGGCCCCGAAUGGGAGAACAGAUUUGGACGUCGACGAGCAGACCCUAGCAAGCAGCCUGCAUUGUGUCCGGAUUUCCUUAUCGAAACAUACCUUGAUCAUGCAGGCGAGAAGUUUUCGCUGGAGUACGACCCCAACUCACUGUUAUAUGUGUCCAAAGCCAUGGAUCUUUUUGACCUCGGAUUUGCCCAUCAAGAGCAGACCAAGCUACGCCGCCAGGAGAACCUGGAAAAGUUGAAGGAACACCCCGACACGCCGAUUCGGAACGAUCUAUCCUGUAGCCUUACCCUACCAUCCAAAAACUACGAAGAGCAAGAAUCAACGGCUCCCAUGGAUGAGGCGACUGGUUCAGCUAGUACCAACCCACCUCAAGACCUGGUCAGGGGUAUGGCUUCUUUACGGUCUCAUCCUGUGCUUGUGAUGGGAGUAGCCAGCGAUAUCCUCUUUCCGGCCUGGCAGCAACGUGAGAUCGCCGAAACUUUGCGUGCCACGGGAAAUCACCAAGUGACCCAUGUUGAGCUCGGAGAAGACCUCAGUCUGUUUGGUCACGACACUUUCCUUCUCGAUCUCGAGAAUAUUGGUGGUAAUCUCGCGAUUUUCCUGUCAUAA
Exophiala spinifera is the source of this 1590-nucleotide messenger RNA. RefSeq names its product homoserine O-acetyltransferase. Gene Ontology annotation, biological process: L-homoserine metabolic process. Bases 1 to 1590 code for a protein of 529 amino acids. The transcript has a single exon. NCBI's taxonomy places the organism in Eukaryota, Fungi, Ascomycota, Eurotiomycetes, Chaetothyriales, Herpotrichiellaceae. The record is from RefSeq and is a predicted model, not a curated record. Gene Ontology annotation, molecular function: L-serine O-acetyltransferase activity; homoserine O-acetyltransferase activity.